Molecule: messenger RNA, 699 nt
Organism: Cuscuta campestris
Lineage: Eukaryota; Viridiplantae; Streptophyta; Magnoliopsida; Solanales; Convolvulaceae
Source: the annotation of a GenBank genome assembly
GUUUCAACAACGGUAGGCCUAAUCUAGCAACAAUUCGCCAGACAAUGCUACUAUCCAAUUAACCAGACCAUCCGUAGCUCGUGUAUGUGUGGAACUGGACUUGUCCAAGGAACUGCCAAACUCUGUGUGGAUUCACCUUGGGAAGCUCUCUUUUUUACAACCCAUUCACUACGAAGACCUUCCUGCCUUCUGCACCUCUUGUAGGAAAUAUGGCCACAAAAACUACAAAAAAUCUCACUCCUCAUCAAGAUGGAUCCAAAGGGAGGUGAGGACAGAUGUUAAGGCCUCAUCAAAAGAAAAUGCAGUCAAUGCUACUGAAAUUCAGCCCCAUUUGGCUACUGCCCAGUUGGGCUUAGAACCAGAAGAUGCUGAUGUUAUGGGUACCCAAACUACUACCCAAACUGACAUUAUUGAAGCUACUGAUGAAGGAGCCAACACCAACUUUGCUACUGAAAUUCCAAAUGAAAUGGACUUCAUUGACGAAGUUGAAGGAACCCAGUCUACAACUCAAUAUGGAGUUGAAGGAGCCAAAACCAUUGAUGGAGCUAGAGCUGUUGUUAAUGAAGGAACCCAUUCUGCAGCUCCCAUUGAAUUUCAAGGAGCCAAAACAAAUUCAUGAGGCCAAAGCUGUUGCUACUGAAGCUGUUACUAAAGGAAUUGACGAUGCUGACAAUCUUUCUAAGAAUACACUUCCCAAUG